AUGGGUCUCUUCAAGCGCAAAGACUCUAAGAACUCGAUUCAAAGCGAGAAGGAGGAUUUCGACUCGACCGUAACCGUCAACAGUGCUCGUACCUCCAAUGCAUCAUUGAGAUCGCCCGGUUAUAAAGGAAGUGGGCUGCCUGCCUCCAUCCCAGAACUACCCAUUGCCAAACCACCUGAUCCGGCCCUCGAUCCAGCGGCCUACCUGCGGAGUAUCCAUGCUGUCCGCGAGCGCUGCAGCCUUGUUUUGAACAAGGCCAAGAGAAAUAGACUCAACCACUUCGAUGUGGAUAUGGGCAAAUUCAUGGCCACUGCAUCUUACAUUGUCUCCAUUAUCAAGCCAGUCCAUCUAUUCCCGCUCAGGUUUGCUAAUCAAAGCUAUCGUUUGCAGAGAGAUUAUGGCCCGGACUACGACUCCAUUCCCCCUCAUGGCCGUUGGCAACACUUCGACGUGGGUGGACGACCCCGCGUUAACCAAUUGCUCCAGUCCUGGCCCAGUACCAUUGAUGCGCAAGAGCGCACCCGGCGAUUGAUCGACCUUUUCGUUGUUUCCGUCCUUCUCGAUGCUGGUGCAGGUACCAGGUGGUCAUACAAGUCGAAGGAGUCCGGCAAGAUCUAUUCGCGGAGCGAAGGUCUGGCCGUGGCAACCUUGGAAAUGUUUAAGAGUGGUUUGUUCAGCAGCGAUCCGACGGAGCCUUGUCAAGUGGAUGGGGCAGGCCUGAAGAAGAUCACGGUCGAAGUACUGGCAAAGGGAAUGCAACACUCCGAAACCAACCCCUUGGCGGGAAUUGAAGGCCGAGCUGGUCUUCUGAUCCGACUUUCCGAGGCCUUGAACAACCAAGAUUUCUUUGGGGUAGAUGCUAGGCCAGGCAACAUGCUCGACUACCUCCUUUCUCAUCCGUCUACACUUGCUUCAUCGGUUCCAAUUGUGCCUAUCACCACGCUCUGGAGUGUUCUUAUGGACGGAUUGUCUCCGAUCUGGCCGCCCUCCCGCACACAGAUUGAUGGGCUAUCUAUCGGAGACGCCUGGCCGUGCUCCGAUCUCCCCAAGUCUCCCCCUGCGAAACCCUGGGAGAGCAUCGUCCCAUUCCACAAGCUUACGCAGUGGCUGUGCUACUCUAUCAUGGUGCCCAUGUCGAAACUGAUGAAGAUCCAUUUCGCCGGCAGUGAACUGCUCACGGGUCUACCCGAAUACCGGAACGGUGGUUUGCUGAUUGACAUGGGUCUGUUGACUCUGAAGGAACACGAUUUGGAGCGGGGUAUCGCCGCCUACAAGGAGAAUGCGCAGAUCAAGGGCCAACCCAACGUGGAAGUUGUACCACUCUUCUCCACGGAUGACGACGUUGUUGUUGAAUGGCGGGCUGUAACCGUUGGGUUCCUGGAUGAGCUACUGGAUGAAGUGAACGGUCAGCUUGGACUGACGGGAGACGAUCAGUUGACCCUUGCACAGAUGCUUGAGGCUGGAUCCUGGAAGGGUGGCCGUGAGAUUGCCGAAGUGUCGAGACCCAACACGAAAGAACCUCCGAUCAUGAUCCGUUCCGAUGGCACUGUUUUCUAA
Aspergillus vadensis CBS 113365 is the source of this 1557-nucleotide messenger RNA. Its product is annotated as URC4/urg3 family protein. The record is from RefSeq and is a predicted model, not a curated record. Lineage: Eukaryota; Fungi; Ascomycota; Eurotiomycetes; Eurotiales; Aspergillaceae. Bases 1 to 1557 code for a protein of 518 amino acids. The transcript has 4 exons.